This is a messenger RNA of Orbicella faveolata, 2060 nucleotides long. RefSeq names its product diphosphomevalonate decarboxylase-like. Gene Ontology annotation, biological process: isoprenoid biosynthetic process; isopentenyl diphosphate biosynthetic process, mevalonate pathway. NCBI's taxonomy places the organism in Eukaryota, Metazoa, Cnidaria, Anthozoa, Scleractinia, Merulinidae. The record is from RefSeq and is a predicted model, not a curated record. Gene Ontology annotation, cellular component: cytosol. Gene Ontology annotation, molecular function: diphosphomevalonate decarboxylase activity.
UUUCCCGACUAUUCCUGAUUGGUCAAGAUCACAUUCUCUCCCAAGCCCCAAGCCCGCGAAUUUGCCGCGACUGAUCCAAGAUGGUGGAUGAAACCGCUCGAAAGCGGUUCAAACCAAGUGAUUCUAUUCAAAUGAUUACUUGUCAAGGCCCAGUUAAUAUUGCCGUCAUAAAAUACUGGGGAAAGAGGUACGAACGGCUUAUUCUCCCGCUGAAUUCUUCACUUAGCGUCACUCUCGAUAAAAAGGAGCUCCACUCCAUCACAACGGUUGCAGCCUGUGAGAAUUUUUCCGAGGAUUGUCUAUGGCUUAAUGGAAGGAAGCAUAAUGUUGCUGAAAUGCCCAGGAUUCAAAAGUGUUUAUCCAGAAUUAGGGAGCUGUCUCAGGAUGAGAAUUUCAAAAACAGCAAGGGUUUAGAGCUCAGAGGCAGGCACGUUCAUAUCUGUUCAGAGAAUAACUUUCCUACAGCUGCAGGCCUGGCAUCAUCCGCUGCAGGGUAUUCUUGUUUAGUGUUUGCUCUGUCAAGGUUAUUUCAAAUUGAUGGCGAUCUGUCAACAAUUGCAAGGCAGGGUUCAGGAAGUGCUUGUCGCAGUAUGUAUGGAGGAUUUGUCGAGUGGGAAAAAGGAGAAAAGGAUGAUGGAUCUGACAGCAUUGCUAAGCAGAUUGCUACAGAAGACCAUUGGUUAGGAUUGAGAGUCCUGAUUCUGGUGGUGAAUGAACACAAAAAGGGUACAAGUAGCACUGAGGGGAUGAGACGAAGUGUUGAAACCAGCGACCUGCUUAAGUUCAGGUCAGAAUUGUGCGUCCCCAAAAGAAUGGAGGUAAUGAAAAAAGCAAUAUCAGAAAGAGAUUUCAAGACAUUUGCAGAAACUACUAUGAAGGAAAGCAAUCAACUACAUGCAGUGUGCCAGGACACAUACCCGCCAAUAACACCACCAUACAUGAACCAAACCUCACACGGAAUAGUUCAAUUGGUUACACAGUACAACAACUUCUAUCAUGAACCCAAGGUUGCCUACACGUUCGAUGCAGGACCCAACGCGUUUUUGUUUCUGAUGGAAAACGAUAUUGCAGAAGUACUGGCUCUGAUCAGACAUUUCUUUCCCCCAGAAACAGACGCCGGAUUUGUUCAAGGAAUUGAAAUUUAUCCUCAAGCCACGAUAUCAAAGAGUCUUUUGGAAUCAAUAACCAUUGAACCAACCCAGGGAGCUGUGAAGUAUAUCAUUUCAACAAAGGCUGGGAGUGGACCAAGCGAACUUGGACAGGAAUAUAGUCUUUUAGAUGAAAAUGGACUUCCUAAAUCAUGCGAAACUGUCAUUCCACAGUCGAACUUCCCCUAACCGAAACCUCAAGAGUGCAGACGCCUCUCGUAUGCGGACAAAUAAUGAUAACAACAGAUUUUUAAUCUCCCAUGAGCGGAAACCUCCCAACUGGACACUUUUUUCUGGCACCAGGUGUCAACAUUUUGGAGGUUCGACUUUACUACAAUAUGUGAAAUGAUGACUGCUACAGUUGCGGCAGUUGAUAGAGAGUCUCUCGUUUUUUUCAGUUGAAGGGUGAUUGCAACUAGCUGCAGCUAGUAGAUUCACUGAAUUCCGCAAGUUCAGUGCAGUUCGUUGACAAUCACUGACGCACAUGAUGAUAACCAAUGGUGUUAACUUGUGUGUAGUUGAAAGUUGAAGUCGAUCUCUCCAGAAUUUGGUUCAAAACUGACAGCGUAUCUAAUAACAGGAACAUUGUCCUUUACAAGGGUUUCAUCUUGAAUCUGAGUCGGUAACUGCAUGAAAUAAACACCUUGCUUUGUGUGACGAACCCAGUUCAAUUUUGAUGUCCCUUCUGCGAGCUCUUGAUUCUGUAAAAGAAAGAAAGAAAUAUACGAGUGGCUUAAACCGGCACAAAGAGGCAGACAAACAGUUAAGACGCCUCACCUGCUGCAGUCCUGUAGUAACGGUUAGUUUUUCGGUUAAAUGGAAAUCCAUCCAUAUGGCAACUCCAUGAAAAGUACCUGGUCUGUGCAAAGAAACACCAUUAUUUGAAUAAAAUGGACACAAGUUUUUAAAAUA